GGGAUCUGUAAAGUGAUAUCAUACUCGGCAGUUGGGAUGCCAUAUAUAGUGACCAAAGAAUCCGGCGUUUUGCAUCCUCCAUCCUUGAGCUAAGCCCAUCUUCUCUCAACUUUUCCUCGUCGAGUCGAUAAUGGCCACCCAACAGGUCCCUCCCACCUACGACAGCCAAAGCACUUGGAGGGAAAUACAAACGCGUUUCCUCCCUGAACGCCUUCACUUCAAUUCAGAACACGCUCCCACGGAGGAGUGGUGGGACAACCGUGGCCACAAUCUUCAUCUCGACCGGUGGCGGAACCCUUCCGCCAAGAUCCGGGUUAUCCUGCAUCAUGGCGUGGGUACCAACGGCCGGCAGAUGUCCAUGAUCCUCGGCGUGCCUCUUCAUGCCGCCGGCUUCGAUGUUGUCGCCAUCGACAUGCCUGGAUAUGGACAAACUCGUGUCGCAUCGGGCGUGACCUACUCGUACGAUGACUGGGUCAACAUCGGUAAUGAUUUUGUUGACCACGAGCUCUCCUAUGACGGACGCCCCAUUGUCUUAUACGGGCUCAGUGCUGGCGGCAUGUUGACAUACCACAUCGCCGCCCUCAACAAGAAGGUCGUGGGUGUUAUUGGCAUGACUUUCUUGGACCAGCGUAUCCGGCAGGUGAGAAAGGAGACCUUACAUGAUCCUGUCAUCGCCUCCGUUGGUAUACCAAUGGCCCGAAUCUGCUCACGUAUUCCGCUGCUGCGGUCUCUUGCCAUGCCCAUGUGGCUCGCGGGGAAAAUGUCGGCACUGGUCAACAACCCAGAUGCAAUGAAGGUGUUCCGCGCAGACAAGACAUCGGCUGGCUCCUGGGCGACGAUGCGUUUCCUCAGUACCUACGCAACAUACGCCCCCGCCAUGGAGCCCGAGGACUUUGAUGUGUGUCCAAUCCUCCUAACGCAGCCCGCUGAAGACCGUUGGACACCGCUCCAUCUCAGUGAGUUGGUUCUGAACCGGGUUACAAAAGUCCCUGUUAAGAAGGUCAUGUUGGAGAAUGCGGGCCACUACCCGCUUGAGGACCCGGGCUUGCAACAAAUGGCUGAUGCUAUUAUCGAAUUCUUGAAUCAGCUGGAAAGCUGAGUCGAAGGAAAUAUUGAGACCUGCUGUGUGAAAUGUUUGGGUCAAGAGUUAUCUGUCGGAAAUAAUUAUUGUCUCGGGAUUCAUUCGAUGUUUAAGCGCGUUGCGUUCGGAAGACUUUACGCUCGAUAAUCAGCCACAAACUACAACCUUUUAUAUUUUUCCUUUACUAGCCAAAUACCCAAUAAAUUCUCGUUUCUCUGGUA
Messenger RNA from Ilyonectria robusta, 1302 nucleotides. RefSeq names its product lysophospholipase-like protein. Gene Ontology annotation, molecular function: lipase activity. The transcript has a single exon. The coding region runs from base 131 to 1099 and encodes 322 amino acids. Gene Ontology annotation, cellular component: membrane. Lineage: Eukaryota; Fungi; Ascomycota; Sordariomycetes; Hypocreales; Nectriaceae. The record is from RefSeq and is a predicted model, not a curated record.